AUGACCCUAAUCCAGGACGGCGCGACCGUUACUCCCGCAGACCAACCGCGCCGUUCCUCGCCGUUCUCCUCUAGUAUUAAUUCCAUUUCUAAAGAUGAGCUGUACUCGGCUACAAAGACAUCAAGUGGGGACUCCGUUCGUGUAGAUGACGGUUUACAGGAUCCUAUUGACGAGAAACCCCGCUUUAUGGACGUUAUUUUCCGUCGCAAGCAUCUCCAGCCUGCGGACCUCGGUAGUAUUGCGACGCGCCGAAGUGUAUUUGAUGAUCCGGUUCUGGCGAAGCAUUACUGGCCGACAGAGAAAUACGAAAACUUGCAUCGAUUUGAUCCUGAUGCGCGUUGGACUUUUGCUGAAGAACGUGCAGUUGUCAGAAAGAUCGACUGGAGAGUCAUGCUUUGGGCUGCAAUCAACCUACGCAUGACCACAAAUGACUAUAAUUUGGGGAAUUCGCUAUUCAGGCUCUCCUUCCUAGCUGCGGAGUUACCCUCUCAACUUGUUUCCAAACGCCUUGGCCCUGAUCGCUGGAUUCCAAUGCAGAUGUGCAUGUGGUCUAUCGUCACCAUGGGUCAAUUCUUCUUGACAGGGAGAGCAAGCUUUCUCGCCUGCCGGGCGCUUCUUGGAUUCAUUCAAGGCGGAUUUAUCCCGGACUUGAUUCUUUACCUCUCUUAUUACUACACUAAGACAGAACUCCCAAUCCGACUUUCACUGUUCUGGAUGUCAUCAAAUCUCUGCUCGAUAGCUGCAAGUUUCCUUGCCUAUGGUGUUCUGCACUUGCGUGGACACCUUGGGAAAGCAGGUUGGCGAUGGCUGUUCCUGGUCGAGGGUUCGAUCACACUUGCCAUUGCCAUAAGCACCUUUUUCAUGAUGCCACCUUCGCCAACGCAGAGCCGCACGUGGUUUCGUCCGAAUGGCUGGUUUACCGAGCGAGAGGAAACAAUUAUCGUUUCACGUAUCCUACGAGACGACCCGACAAAAGGUGACAUGCAUAAUCGAGAGGGUCUGUCGCUUAAACGCCUCUGGAUGGCCGUUUGUGACUAUGAUCUAUGGCCGGUGUACAUCCUUGGACUGACGUUCGGCAUUCCAGUAGCGCCACCUAAUGCAUAUCUCACGCUCUCUCUGCGGAACCUAGGGUUCGGCACGUUUGAGACCAAUCUGCUAGUGAUUCCCUCAACAGUGCUUGGCUUGAUUAGCAUGUUUCUUGUUACACUCCUCUCUGAGGCAGUAAAUGACCGUGCGCGUGUCUCAAUGCUGGAGGACCUUUGGGCUUUACCAUUCCUUAUCGCGAUAUAUUGUCUUCCUGAGAAUCCAAGUCCUUGGUUAUUCUACGGCCUAGCAACAGCGCUCCUAGCCUAUCCAUAUACACAUCCAAUCCAAGUUGGCUGGUGUUCACGUAACAGCGGCGCAGUUGCCAGCCGAACUGUCAAUGCCUCACUCUACAACAUGUUCGUUCAGGCAUCAGCAAUCAUCUCAGCCAAUAUCUAUCGCGCUGAUGACGCACCACGGUACCAUCGAGGUAAUCGUAUAUUGAUCACCAUUAGUGCAGUGAAUCUGUGCGUUCUGUAUCCCGGCACGAAGUUGUAUUAUAUGUGGAGGAAUAGACAGAGGGAGAGGGUGUGGGAUAAGAUGACGCCUAAAGAGCAGUCGCAUUAUUUGGCAAUGACGAAGGAUGUUGGAAAUCGGAGGUUGGAUUUCAGGUUUGCACAUUGA
This is a messenger RNA of Fomitiporia mediterranea MF3/22, 1707 nucleotides long. Its product is annotated as allantoate permease. The record is from RefSeq and is a predicted model, not a curated record. Lineage: Eukaryota; Fungi; Basidiomycota; Agaricomycetes; Hymenochaetales; Hymenochaetaceae. The coding region runs from base 1 to 1707 and encodes 568 amino acids. Gene Ontology annotation, molecular function: transmembrane transporter activity. Gene Ontology annotation, cellular component: membrane. The transcript is spliced from 10 exons. Gene Ontology annotation, biological process: transmembrane transport.